AUGGACGUUACCGCGUCCUCGGGGACGAUGCAGAGCGAGUCGAACGAGCCCGUGUCCCUGCCUGAUGCGGGCGACUCGUCGCGCCGUACGCUGUUCUCUCGCCGCAAGACGACCAAGAACAAGCGCCGCUGGAGCCGUCUGCUCUCGCGCGACAAGAAGCGUGCCCCGACCGAGGAGGCCAAGGACGAUAUGGUGAUCGAGAUCGAGGCUCAGGUCGCCGCCGGACCGCCGGUGCUCCUCGUCUCGGGACCGGACGAGGACGGCGGGAGGACGCAGGCCACCGAGGCCCAGCGUGCCACCGAGGGCGAGCAUCCUUCGGUACAAGGCCGUCGGGACGAGGAGGUCGACGCCAUGAACGAAGACCAACUCGUCAAUCCCCACGACGAGGCGCCGCCCGUACCGGACAAGCCCGUGCCUUCCAGUGUGACUGCGUCGGCUUCCGACCCCACUCCGCCUGUCUUGCCCGCCCCGAUCCUUCCUCCGUACGACCUGGGCGCGGCCAUGGAAGCCGUCUCGAUCACCGAACCCGCCCCGGCUCUGUUCAAAACGGCGGUGCACGAAUCCAUGCACCCCGACGAGAGCCGGGACCAGGACGAGGAAGAGGACGAAGGCGAGCGGCCGCCGCCCCCGCUCCCCAACAGGUUCCUCGACGAGUUCCAGUGGCACAUCAAGACCAUCGAGUUCCUGCGCCGCGCCGUCGCUGGUCAGGAACGCUACCUGUAUGCGAUGUGGCUGCGCCGCGACGACUACAGGAAGCUGGUGCCGCCAAAGAUGCUCCACGAUUGGUGCAAGUACGGCAACAAGGCGCACGCCGCCAUCGUGCUUGCCCUCCAGGAAGACACGCCCAGCAAGGUCCUCGACUGCAUCGCGACCAUGAAGGAUGAAAAGAUGCCCGACUGGUUCAAGGUCGAGCCGCCCUCGGUGUACGGACGCGAGGAAGAAUGCCCCGACAUGGCCAGUGCGAUUUCCGAGCUCCUCGCUGCGCUCAACGCGAUUUACGCCAAGCUCCUCGCCUGUGUCGACCCGCGCUUUGUUCGUCCGGACGAGCAGACCAUGUCGCAAGUCCAGGUCGAGACGCUGUACGGCAAAGCGUCGAUGGCAAAGCUCUUGGAGCCCUUUGGCGAUGCCAAGCUCCUGAAGAACUUGAACGUGGAGUAUACGGACGAACAGCUCCUCCUGAUCCAAAGCGUGCACAUGAUCCUUACGGACAUUAUGGGACGUACUGCGAUGAACCUUACGUACAUCGCUCGGCAGACGGCGCUCCGCGAGAUUAGCCAGUGGGAGCAUCUGGUGCAGAGUUCGCCGCCCAUUCAAUGGGAGAUCCUCAUGUUCUGUUUCUGCACGUGCAAGAGUCGGUCGCGUGAGGAAAUGAUCGAGCCGAUUUCCAAGGAAGUUUUGGGGAGUCUUGCCACGGCCACAUCCGCCGCCCAGUUGGCGGUGCACUUGCCGAUCAAGGUGCCGUUCAUUAUUCCUUCUCGGUCCGGUGAACCGCUUUCGACCUAUGACCUGUACACGACCAGGAUCUUCCACCCCCGCCUGCGCCCGUUCCCGUAA
Molecule: messenger RNA, 1554 nt
Organism: Malassezia japonica
Lineage: Eukaryota; Fungi; Basidiomycota; Malasseziomycetes; Malasseziales; Malasseziaceae
Exons: 2
Coding region: 1-1554 (517 amino acids)
Source: RefSeq, a predicted model, not a curated record